AUGUCAACACAAGAAGGUGGAUUCCGGAAAAAGAAGUUCCACAAAGCCGAAUGGCAAUGCUGUGAAUGUGUCAGGACCGACCAGGUAAGACUUUAAUUGAUGGUUUUCUUCUGGGUUUUGACCUAUCACAUCUGCAUUACUUUUAGUGCUAAUGAAUGUGGUGUACAGCUUGGAACCUCUUGGAACGAUGCCGACUGCAACAGGAAUUGGAUUGAGAAUCGAACCGAAAACUGCACGAAAACCCAUGAAAGAUGUAACAACUGUUCCCUCAAAAUCUAUUAUAUGGUUAAAAUUGGGAACACAGAACAGGAGAGACCCCAAUAUAUGCCUUCUAGCACUUUCAGCGCCAAAGGAGAAGAAUCCACUGAAUUCACUCCCUCCCCAUAAGUCGCAGAAACACAACUCGAACCUAUUUUGCAAGCCAACUCCCAAACCUCUGUUUGACCUCGACUUUACCACUUCCUCAAGCUCAAGGAAACACUCUUCUCGCGCAUCGCAAUACUCACACUCGUUUUCAAUUUACCAAGUCUGGAUGUUACAUUGUUUAGUGGAAUUCUGUCUGUUAUUCUUAUCUGUUUCAAGCACGCUCAUUAAAUUAUGUUUUGGGAAAUAGCGCUACAAAUUACAAUGAAU
Messenger RNA from Hymenoscyphus albidus, 633 nucleotides. Lineage: Eukaryota; Fungi; Ascomycota; Leotiomycetes; Helotiales; Helotiaceae. The record is from the annotation of a GenBank genome assembly.